Messenger RNA from Letharia columbiana, 267 nucleotides. RefSeq lists its product as uncharacterized. The transcript has a single exon. Lineage: Eukaryota; Fungi; Ascomycota; Lecanoromycetes; Lecanorales; Parmeliaceae. The record is from RefSeq and is a predicted model, not a curated record. The coding region runs from base 1 to 267 and encodes 88 amino acids.
AUGCGAAUGGCGACGCGAGCUUCCGCUCGACACGAGGGAGUCGAUACUGUCAUUAAGUCACGCCUCUGGGGAUCUAUCGCAAUGUUCGAAGACUGUGCAGGUGAAUCGCGAAAGGAGGAGCCAAGUUUGGAUGAGUGGCUGUUUGAGGAGCGGCUCGCUGCUAAGGAUCUAUAUGAGUUUAAUAAUGUGAUGUGGAUUGAGUGGGAGAACGGCAUUGCCUAUCAAAAAGCACUCGGGAGAAUCGUCCGUGAUGUGUGGGAGGAUUAG